CUCAUUCAAACCUCCACGUCCCGUUGCUCUGUAUUUUGGUCUCCGUUUCGUUCAGGUCUCGUGUAACAGGUUUCAAGACUAUAUUGUAUUACCAGUGAUCUCCCUCACUAUGUCUUCAAUUCAACCAUCACAAUCAAGUGCAAAAAUCUACGUUGGCAAUUUGAGUUGGAACACCACUGAUGACACGUUGCGCAAUGCUUUCAGCGGAUAUGGACCAGUGCUUGAUUCUAUCGUCAUGCGUGACCGUGACACUGGCCGUUCCCGAGGUUUUGGCUUUGUCACCUAUGGGUCGACUGAGGAAGCAAACCAUGCUAUUGCCAACAUGAAUGAGCAGGAGCUUGACGGCAGGAGGAUCAAAGUAAAUCUCGCUAAUCCUCGCAGCUCGGGAACCGGAGCCAGCGGUGGAGCUGCAUUCACAGGUUAUGGCGGCGGCGGCGGCAGCUAUUCUGGUGGUGGUGGUUACGGCCAGCAACCUGCCUAUGGAGGCCAGGGCGGUUUUGCUGGAGGUCAGGCAGGCUAUGGUCAAGGUGGCUAUGGCGGCUACCCAAGCGGAGGCUAUGCAGGCGGUUUCGCUCCGACUGGCUACAGUGGUCAGCAAGCUUAUGGUCAGCAAGGUGGAAAUGGCAAUCCAGGUGGUUACGGUCGUGGCUAUUGACCAUCUCUGCUUUUAACAUAUGUUCCCUCGGACAUCGAUAUCAUAUUAUGCGUUUCAUGCCCGAUCUCCUCUUCCAUAUCUACACCCUGCUUGUUCGAGGCUCACACGUCUGUGUGUCCCUUCUCAGUCUCAUUUUAGUCUGAAUUCAACCACAAUUCAGUUUGUAUUUGUAUGUACAGAUAUAUCCAUUCCUAUGUCCUUGUCCUCAGGGUCAUGAAACACUAUCCAUCGUUACUUAUGCUGCUCACCUGGCAAGUAUUCGAUUCGAGGUCCCUGGGGUAAUCCAUGCCGUUACUUUCUUCAAGAUGUAGACUCCGCGUUGGCGGUUUGACUGAGCUGGGGUUGUAUCGUAUUAAGGAACCCGCGUGCACCUUCUGAAUUCUGAAAACGUUCCCAGUUAUCGGC
Messenger RNA from Suillus paluster, 1060 nucleotides. RefSeq lists its product as uncharacterized. Lineage: Eukaryota; Fungi; Basidiomycota; Agaricomycetes; Boletales; Suillaceae. The record is from RefSeq and is a predicted model, not a curated record. The transcript has 7 exons. Gene Ontology annotation, molecular function: RNA binding. The coding region runs from base 110 to 655 and encodes 181 amino acids.